UCAAUCAGAGUUGCCACGUAAUGUUGUGUGUCGCGUCGACGAGGUACGUCUUCUCGACAAUUAACGGCGAAUUAUAUAGUAAAAAGUGCAAUGCACGUCUCAUGGUGCAGUGAAAUCUAAAAUUUUAUUCAUAUUCGCCGUGAUAACCUCGUCCAAAAGCGACGUUUGGAAGUCAACGUUAUGUCACAACCAACAGAUUAUCAAUAUCAUCCAUAUGGUAAUGCGGGUAACUUAAAAAGUGGUCCUCCUCAAAUGGUAAAUGGACAGGCAAGUGCGGCACACCAUAAUGGCAUGCAACCACCAAAUUACAACUUUACAGGUACUCCAUCCUCCCACUCAUCACGAGAUCCAUCUAGGGAAACCUCAAGAGAUCCAUCACCAACUUCUUAUCUUCACAAUCAAUAUAAACAACCCUUGCAACGUCCAUUAAUGCCUCCAAUAAAUGGCCAACAAAAUACAAUGAAUCCUUUAAUGCCACCACCACCAGUGAGGUUACCUCAGAAUCAACAAUAUCCACCAAUGUAUAAUGUUCAAAGUCAGUUCCAAGCACCAGUUACAAAAACUCAACCUCCACCUAGAGAUGAAUUAAUAAAUUCACAAGCAACUUCACCAGCUGAACCACCAAAAACAGUGGCUGCAUCUGAUCAGAACAUGCCACAGAAUCCAGGAUCAGAACCAAAACCUUACAAACCCGAUAGUCAAAAUAUCAUGCAAGGUACACAAACAUAUGCGCAGCAGCAAGAGCAAAAUAUCAUUCCAACUACUGUGCAGCAACCUAGAGGACAAGCAUAUUAUCCACAAAAUUUGGGAGGUUCACGAGUGUAUCCAAAAAAUGCAUACAAUGUACAACAUGGUACCACUGUACCAAAUACAGUGCCUUAUGGUACAGUUGGUGGUGUACAGAUGCAAACAAAAAUUCCAGCUGUACCUCAAGGAUUUCCUGGACAAAGAAUGUAUCCAGGACAGCCACCAAAUCUAGGAAAUGUACCACCACUAGAUUCGAUGAACAAGCGAUAUCCUGAAUCAUAUCCUGAGCAAAUGAAUCAGUUGAACAGUCAAAUGAAUAUGAUGUCUGUUGCACAAACUGGUUAUAAUAAAUUAUGGGGAAUGGAGACAGUUGAGCUCUUGCAAAAUAGAAAUGUUUUACCACCAGAAAAAGUAGAACCACCAAAGAUCAAGCUUCAUCAAGAGUUUCUAGAUAGUGUUAAUUGUAGCCCAGAUAUCUUUCGUUGUACACUCACAAAGAUUCCAGAAUCAAAUUCUUUACUACAAAAAUCUAGAUUGCCCCUAGGUGUUUUAAUACAUCCUUUCAAAGAUUUAAAUCACUUACCAGUAAUACAGUGCAGUACGAUAGUGCGGUGCCGUGCUUGUAGAACGUAUAUUAAUCCUUUUGUGUUCUUCAAUGAUUCAAAAAGGUGGAAGUGUAAUCUCUGUUACAGAGUAAAUGAAUUACCAGAGGAAUUCCAGUUUGAUCCUGUAACAAAAUCGUAUGGAGAUCCAUCAAGACGUCCGGAAGUAAACACUAGCACAAUAGAAUUUAUUGCACCUAGUGAAUAUAUGCUGCGUCCACCACAGCCAGCCGUAUAUCUAUUUGUUUUGGACGUUUCGAGACUGGCGGUAGAGAGCGGUUACUUGAAUGUAGUCUGCAACGUAAUUUCAGAAGAAUUAUCAAAACUGCCGGGCGAUAGUAGAACACAGAUUGGAUUCUUAGCAGUAGAUUCUGCGAUACAUUUCUUUGGAAUUCCCGACAAUGUUUCACAACCUCAGGAAAUGAUUAUGCUUGACAUAGAUGAUGGAUUCCUUCCGUGUCCAGACAAUCUAAUUGUUAACUUAAAAGAACGUGAGGAAUUAGUAAGAGAUUUAUUGGCCCAGUUGCCAACGAAGUUUCAAGGAACCCAUGAUACAAAUAGUGCUCUGGGUGCAGCCUUACAGGCAGCUUAUAAACUUAUGUCGCCCACUGGUGGACGCGUGACUGUUUUCCAAACUUGUUUACCAAAUCUGGGUCCUGGUCUCUUACAAGCCAGGGAAGAUCCAAACAGUAGAGCAAACAAAGAUGUCCCACAUUUAAAUCCAGUUACAGAUUUCUAUAAGAGAUUGGCAUUGGAUUGCAGUGGACAACAAAUUGCAGUCGACUUAUUCUUGUUAAAUAGCCAAUAUUGUGAUUUAGCUACUCUUUCGGGUAUGUGUAAAUUUUCUGGAGGAUGCAUAUAUCAUCUUCCUUUAUUCCGAGGAUCAAAAUCACAGAAUGCAGAAGCUCUUGACAGAAUACUGAGACGUUAUCUCACUCGAAAAAUUGGUUUUGAAGCUGUUAUGAGAAUACGAUGCACUCGUGGCUUGAGUAUUCAUACUUUUCAUGGAAAUUUCUUUGUCAGAUCGACUGAUCUUCUUAGUUUACCUAACGUCAACCCGGACGCUGGUUUUGGAAUGCAAAUUUCUAUAGAAGAGAGCCUUUCAGAUGUACAGAAUGUAUGUUUUCAGGCAGCUUUGCUUUAUACAUCAAGUAAAGGGGAAAGAAGAAUUAGGGUGCAUACAUUGUGCCUACCAGUAGUGUCUACUUUAUCCGAUGUCCUUCAUUCUGCUGAUCAACAAUGUAUAGUAGGCCUACUUUCUAAAAUGGCUGUAGACAGAUCGCAGCAGUCAUCUUUAUCCGACGCGAGAGAUGCUUUGAUAAAUGUGGCUAUAGAUGUAUUAUCAGCCUACAAAUUGUCUCAGUCAGUGACUCCAGGUGGACUUCUUGCUCCAGCAAGUUUAAAGUUACUGCCUCUUUAUAUUAUUGCUUUGCUCAAAUGUGUUGCCUUUAGGUCCGGAACCAGUACGCGACUUGAUGACCGAGUGUUCGCAAUGUGCCAGUUGAAAACUCUGCCACUAUUUCAAUUAAUUCAGACAAUUUAUCCAGAUCUGUAUCCCAUUCAUAUGCUUGAUGAUCGAAAUUUGAAAGAUAUCGAUGGGAAACUUUGUCCACAACCACCUAGAUUGCAUCUUUCUGCCGAAAAACUUGAUUCUAGAGGUGCUUUCUUGAUGGACGCUGGUGAUCGAAUAUUUAUCUUAAUCGGCAAAAACAUUCAUCCUAACUUUUGUUGCAAUGUGCUUGGAGUUUCUGCUUUUGCUUCAAUACCCGAAGAAUUUUAUGACAUACCAGAACUUGAAACCGUGGAAAAUGAAAGGUUACGUAAUUUUGUAUUUAGUUUACAAGAAGAAAAGCCCUACUCUGCCAGUAUACAAAUUAUUCGGGAUGACAGUCACUUCAGGACACUCUUUGUUGAACGAUUAGUUGAAGAUCGUUUUGAGAAUUCUCUCAGUUACCAUGAAUUCUUGCAACAUCUUAAGACUCAAGUGAAAUAAUAAUAGAGGAAAUCAUUAUAAAGGGGUUAGGUGGAAACAAGAAAAAGUAAACGUUAAUACAAAAAAACCAUUGUUGAUUACAGUGAAAGUGUUUAGCAAUCGUGAAUUGUGUUCAAAAAUGCGAACCUCCUGAAACGAUUGUUCAAUCGAUUAAUUAAAAUGGAUAACUUAGGAAUAUGAAACCAUAUAUAUGUGUAUAUACAUGUGUAUAUACAUAUACAUAUACAUAUAUAUAAGAUAUACACACAUUUAUAUGUAUAA
This is a messenger RNA of Megachile rotundata (alfalfa leafcutting bee), 3603 nucleotides long. RefSeq names its product Protein transport protein Sec24AB (gene Sec24AB). Gene Ontology annotation, cellular component: COPII vesicle coat; endoplasmic reticulum exit site. Gene Ontology annotation, biological process: endoplasmic reticulum to Golgi vesicle-mediated transport; COPII-coated vesicle cargo loading; intracellular protein transport. NCBI's taxonomy places the organism in Eukaryota, Metazoa, Arthropoda, Insecta, Hymenoptera, Megachilidae. Gene Ontology annotation, molecular function: SNARE binding; zinc ion binding. The record is from RefSeq and is a predicted model, not a curated record.